Molecule: messenger RNA, 3217 nt
Organism: Notolabrus celidotus (New Zealand spotty)
Lineage: Eukaryota; Metazoa; Chordata; Actinopteri; Labriformes; Labridae
Gene: gpr176
Product: G protein-coupled receptor 176
Exons: 3
Coding region: 554-2275 (573 amino acids)
Biological process (GO): G protein-coupled receptor signaling pathway
Cellular component (GO): plasma membrane
Molecular function (GO): G protein-coupled receptor activity
Source: RefSeq, a predicted model, not a curated record
CUGUACCAAUAAACAACCUGACACAGAGCGACAGGCAGCGGCAGAGGGAGUACCAGCCUGACAGACACAGGCGAGGGCUGAGUGUGCUGCUGUACCUGAGCUGCACGCGUUUUUCUCCCGGAAUGGACACUUUGCUGCCCGGAGUGAUCUUAGGUGAAACCGGUGUCAAAGAGCAGCAUCCUACUAGCCAAGCAGCCUCUUUGCGCACGGAAUCCAGAUGCUGUGACGGUUUUUCCUUCUGCAUCUGCAUCAUGGAAUGAUGGAGCGUGCAGCACAGGAAUAACCCCCGUCUGCUCUAAUGUCUGGUUAUUAGGCUACACCAUGUUUUUCCUCACUUGAUGUCUUGACAAAAGAUCUUCUCGUUGCCGGCAGCUGCACGCCUUACCUUUCCUACCUGUGCAUCCUGGCUGACAUCAUCUGUGUUGUGCAGAUUUUCCUCCGUUUUGCAUCAUCUCCUCCACAAGCAGCAGUUCAGAGUCAGACAUGCCUCCUCAACGCUGGCUGCUGACAACCCGCCAGCCCUCUUCUUCAUAAAGAUCCUCCAGGAACCGACAUGGAUGCUGGGAGCCGGGCUGUGAGGGUUGGAGAUGCUGCAGCAGCCAAUGUGACAGUAGCCCACCUCAGGCUGGAGCUCCUGAACGCCUCGAGUGCUCCGACCCGGUGGGACAGCAGCACGAGUCCGCCCGUGGGGGAGACCGGGCUGGCCGAGCAGGAGAGGAUCAUCCGGGAGCAAGCCUACCGGGACUUCACCACCACCAUCCAGGUCCUUAUCCUCAUCAGUUCGCUUCUCGGAAACGCCACGGUGUUGUGGUGCACCUGCUGCACCAACGUCUUCAAAUCUGUCACCAACCGGUUCAUCAAGAACCUAGCGUGCUCAGGGAUCUGUGCCGGCCUGGUGUGCGUCCCCUUCGAUGUGGCGUUGGGUGCCAGCCCGCGCUGCUGCUGGUGGCUUCACACUCUGAUGUUUUGCAAGACCCUCAAGUUCCUCCACAAACUGUUCUGCUCGGUCACUGUGCUCAGCUUCAGCGCCAUCGCACUCGACAGGUACUACUCUGUGCUGUACCCAUUAGAGAGGAAGAUCUCAGACACAAGAUCCCGAGACCUGGUCAUCUACAUCUGGGUCCACGCGGUGGUGGCGAGCCUCCCUGUGUUCGCAGUCACCAACGUAACUGACGUGUAUGUCACCUCGUCCUGCUCAGAAGACCACGCCCGCUCUCUGGGCCACAUGGUGUACGUGCUGAUCUACAACGUCACCACAGUGAUCCUCCCUCUCGCUCUGGUCUUCCUCUUCAUGCUGCUGAUCCGCAGAGCGCUCAGUGCAAGCCAGAAGAAAAAGGUGAUCAUCGCGGCGCUGCGGACUCCUCAGAACAGCAUCUCUAUCCCGUACGUGUCGCAGAGAGAGGCCGAGCUGCACGCCACUCUGCUGGCAGUGGUGCUGGCUUUCUCCGCCUGCAGCGCCCCCUACGGAGCCUUAGUGGUUUAUCGCACCAUUUUGGCAGACUCUAAAGAGCUCCCCAUCUCUCUGUUCCUGACAGCCCUCUGGCUGCCUAAAGUCUCCCUCCUCACAAACCCGCUUUUAUUCCUGACUGUGAACCGCUCGGCUCGUCACAGCUGUCUGGACCUGCUGGCCAGGAUUUACAGACGCUACAGCCGCCGGAACGUGGUCAGCACAGGAGGUCUGGCCUCUUUAGGAGCAGAGGGUGUGAUCGGGGAGCCUGUAGGACUUGAAACAGCCGGUAGAUCGGGGAGCCAGCUGCUGGAGAUGUUCAACAUCGGCCAGCAACAGAUUUUUAGACCAUCUGAGGAGGAAGAGGAAGAAGAGGAGAACGACAUCCCUUCACAAGGAUCAGGAGGCUGCUCUGUCCCUAAAGAGGACCAGAGUGCUCGGUCCAGACUGGGCAGCCUCAGAGGGGAGGGGAGCACCAAAAAGGACCCUCAACAGGGAGCAGGAGGAGGGCUGGUUAUCACAAAGGACUGCCCUCCUUCAGUCCCAGCACCUCGGGGCUCUCCGGUCCACACGUGUGCUUACGCCUCCUCCUCUCAGGUGGCCCCAGCUACACCCACAGAGGCCGAGGACUCUACGCAGUUCGGUUUUGGACCAUUCGAGCUGCCGCCUCAGUGGCUACCAGAGACGAGGAACAGCAAGAAGAGGCUGCUCCCUCCGCUCGGGAACACACCCGAGGAGCUGAUCCAGACCAAACUGCCCAAACCGAGGCCUGAACGGAGGAUCAGCAGGAACAACAAAGUCAGCACCAUCCCUGCUGUGGAUCCAUGAGCUCAAACUGAUUUGCAACAUUGGACACAACCAAUUUACAGAGUGGGCCUCUUGAGGGGGCAGGACAGUGAUGUGUAAAGCUGCUGGAGGAGAUGGAGUUUGGUUUAUCUCAACCGUUUCCCCUUUUUCCAGUCUUCUCAGUUGCAGAAUCUGGCGUUAGUGGAAGAGGCUGGACUCCUGCAGCUCUUCUAUCAGAACUAAAUCCAUUUAAUAUGAAAAAUAUACAAUGAUAUGAGAAAUCUGUCCACACAGUGUGACUCAUUCAAACUGGGAACUCCAACAAAAAGCAGCGUGAUUGAGAAGGCAGAUCACUUUUGAGUCUCCCUCUUUGAUGGAAGCUGGCAUCAGUAAUUAAACGAACACACUGUGCAGAUCUAAUUACCCUGAAAGAUGCACUGAUACAUUUCCAUUGCAAAUAAUGAUCCUCCUGACAAAACUCUUUUGUAUAAUGGUCAUGCUGUGAUUGCACUCUGUAAAUGAACACAUCUCAGUGUCAGUCUUUCUCUCUCCUCUGUGUGGGGCUGUUUUUUUGUAAGUUUCACUUCAGUGUUUGGGAUUUUAUCGCCUGUUGCUGGCCCUUUUUUCUCGACUCCCACUUUUGGAAUAAUCUGAUUUCUUCUAAUGUGAGUCAUUGUUUGUACAUUUGAUUGUAAGUGGAUUUGUGAGAUUAAAAAAUGCAGAUGUACAGAUUGCUGUUACAAGUUCUACAACUAUGUCAUUUGUUUAGAUUGUUUUUUGGACAACAAAAUAUAUCAAAAGAAUUGAGUGACAAUCCCUGUCUGUCUGUUUAGAUGGUAAUCACAGAGGAGAAUCAACCCGCCCAGGAUAUUUUUAGGCACAUUCGAUCCAUUUUAUUGAUUUGUCUCAGGUGACCUGAAAAUCAAUUUCUCAUUCAAAUGAUUGUGAAAUAAAACAAAUAAAAGAAGAACACUUUUCAUAUCA